Molecule: messenger RNA, 486 nt
Organism: Protomyces lactucae-debilis
Lineage: Eukaryota; Fungi; Ascomycota; Taphrinomycetes; Taphrinales; Protomycetaceae
Product: ribosomal protein L7/L12 C-terminal domain-containing protein
Exons: 2
Coding region: 1-486 (161 amino acids)
Biological process (GO): translation
Cellular component (GO): ribosome
Molecular function (GO): structural constituent of ribosome
Source: RefSeq, a predicted model, not a curated record
AUGCUUUCUAGAUCAACCAGACAGGUGUUGCGUCUAGCGUGUCGUGCAACUAGAACACAGACGAGAAGCAAUACAACCGCCACGAACGCAAAAAUCGACGAUAUCGUCUCGAGUAUAUCAAAGUUGUCCUUACUGGAGACUGCAGACCUGAUUCAGUCCCUCAAAACCAAGCUGAACAUCUCAGAAGUAGCAGCACCCGUGGCCACGGGAGGAACUGCAGCCGCCACUGGAGCAGCCGCGGCGGCACCUGCAGUUGCAGAUGAACCCGAAAAGACCGUCUUCAAUCUCAAGCUGACCUCAUUCGAUGCAGCCUCCAAAGCUAAAAUAAUUCGCGAAGUCAAAGCAAUGCUGGGGCUCAACCUUGUUGAUGCGAAGAAGUUUGUCGAGAGUGCACCCAAGGUCUUGAAGGAGGGCGUUACCAAGGAGGACGCCGAAAAAAUCAAGAAAGCCCUCGAGGCUGUUGGAGGCAAGGUUGACCUGGAGUAG